Messenger RNA from Dermacentor silvarum, 2071 nucleotides. Its product is annotated as Down syndrome cell adhesion molecule-like protein Dscam2. NCBI's taxonomy places the organism in Eukaryota, Metazoa, Arthropoda, Arachnida, Ixodida, Ixodidae. Gene Ontology annotation, molecular function: protein binding. The transcript has 7 exons. The record is from RefSeq and is a predicted model, not a curated record. Bases 1 to 1269 code for a protein of 422 amino acids.
AUGCAGCCAGGUGACAGCAAAAUCACUGGCUACUACGUUGGAUACAAGGCAGAAGCCGACGGCCGCGCCGAAUCGUUUGUCUACAAGACGGUCGAGUCUCGUCCAGGGAAGAGUCAAGAGUGCGACAUCAAAGAUCUGCGUCCUGGUACUAAGUACACGGUAGUCGUUCAGGCCUACAAUGGGAAGGGACCCGGACCCACGUCGGAAGAGACUGUCGGAGAGACCCAAACAUCUGAUAUGGCUUCCCUUUUUCGUGUGACCGUCAACUACACGUCGUCAACGGAAAUACGUAUAAUUUGGCACGACAUCAUCGGGUCACGGCACGGCUACAAGCUCUUCCUCCGACCAAAUGCCAGUGACUGGGAAGCAUACAAAGUGCCUGGAACCACGAAUGGGUACACAUUCAGCAACCUGCGCUGUGGGACGCGUUAUGAAAUCUACGUCGAAGCUGUCGGCGACAACAGGCCUAGAAUGACGUCCAUUAUCACUGCCAGUACUAAAGGCUCUGUGCCAGUGGCCCCGGCACACCAGCAGCCGCUGAUGGUGGACAGCGAGAACGUCCCGCUCGACCUCGAGGCUUUCGGAGACGGUGGUUGCCCCAUUGGUCACUACGUGGUCAAGUAUCGGGCGCUGGACGACGCCGAGUGGACGGUCCGUGUCCAAGGAGGGCAGCAAGGGCCAUGUGGUGCACUGAAUAACCUGGAGAGAGGACGCCGCUACAAGCUCCUCCUCGGUGCAGCCAACUCGGCUGGAUACACCGAGCGGCUGUACGAUAUGCACGUGGCACCCGCCGCCAGCAAAGGCGUAUCGGAAACUUCUACGAGUGCGGCAUCUCAGCAAGAGAUGCAUCGCAAGCUGGCUGUGGUCACUUCAAUUGUAUGCUCCGUGGUGGUGCUCAUUGUCAUCAUUGUGGCCGCCUGCGUAGAACUGGGGCGCAGGAGAAGAAGAGAGCGUGCUGAGGCUGCCGCCUCAGAAAUAUACGCCGAACCGCGCCUUAAACCCCCUUCCAAGUGCGAGGAGGUUGCACUGGCCAGUUGGGACAAACAGAAGGAGCCGUUGCCGACACCCGCUCGCAACGGUGAAAUACCACAUCAGCAGCAGCAGCAGUUGCAGCAACAGCAGCUGUACGCACCCUGCCCGUACGGCACCUCGUCGGGACGACUGCGGCAGCACGUCACUGAAGGCACUCUAGGAAGGCGGCAGCACACUAGGGCUGAGAUCGUCGAGGAAUUCUACGAUAUGCCUUUGCCGCCGGGGUUUCGGUGCUAAUAGUAACUAAUUUGGCACGGUAGUAGUGACUCACGUGCAUCUGCGUUAAACGUGCGCGACCAAGGACCACUCUGUGAAUCCGUCUCUUCGAGGAUUUUGAAACCACAGAUUUCCUUCGACCGCCCACUGGUGAAGAGACUGGAAAACCAAAAUACGUGCUUGUGUGUAUGUGCAAAGUGUGUCUGUGUGUGCCAGAGCGACUAGAGCGUCUUUGACUUGCGUGCUGAAGAGCUAAACUGAACAAGAUACGAAGAAAAAGAAGUGUGACGUUCGUUCUGCACCUUACACGUACGGCAGUGAUCAAGCGAGACUCAAGACGUGAGCAGUGUUCCGAAGUGAACGCAUCUUGGCUGUCGCCGUGCCUGCUCAUAAUGCAGCCCGCAUUUUCAACAAGACGGUCGUCCAUAGGUUCAAGCAGGAACACUCCGCAACACUUCAUUGUGCGUAGACUUGAUUGUGAUACGACGAACGCUAUCUGUGGCGCAGCGUAGUGUAGAUAGCCGGUUGCCAGCGGCCUCAAUUACUUUGGUCGCCCGGAAACCUGACUUUGUCAGUCACGAAGUGUGGCUUGGACAUGUCUUGGACUCAACGUUUCGACUGUGGUUAAUGCGUAAAAGAUGCUGUUCGUAGGUGUCCACUAUAAUCAAUCGCUUAAAAGCAUGUUUUUUCAGGCGCAUGAACAGCACCUACUCCCUGGAGCCAUAAUUAUUGGGAAAAAUUACUAUAACAGAGACUGAAUUUAUUAACCGUCGGCGUCGUUGCCCUUCUCGUAUAGUGUUGAUUGUUUGUUAUAAAGCACUCU